AUGUCUGAUCUCUCCACUCAACUUACAGCUCCGAACGGCCGGGAGUAUACCCAGCCGUUAGGCCUGUUCAUCAACAAUGAAUUUGUGGCUUCCAGGUCUGGCGAGAAAAUAACCUCAAUCAACCCUACUAACGAAUCCGAGAUAGUUUCUGUAUAUGCCGCAGGGGCAGAAGACGUCGACAUUGCAGUUAAGGCCGCUAGAAAGGCCUUAAAAGACCCGUCGUGGAAGGGAUUAUCCCCAACUGAGCGAGGCAAGCUCAUGAUUAAGCUCUCAGAACUAGUCGAGCAACAUAUUGAAACACUAGCUACCAUUGAAGCCUGGGACAACGGUAAGCCAUACUCUGUUGCUCUCGGUGAGGACUGUGCCGAGGUCGUGGAGACCUUGAGGUUCUACGGCGGGUUUGCAGACAAGGUCUACGGCAGCACCAUAAGUACUACUCCCGCCAAAUUUGCAUACACCUUGCGUCAGCCAAUUGGUGUUGUUGGCCAAAUCAUCCCAUGGAACUACCCGCUUAUGAUGGCCGCGUGGAAACUCGGACCCGCUCUUGCAUGCGGCAACACAGUCAUCCUUAAACCGGCAGAGCAAACUCCGCUUAGUAUCUUGUAUUUCGCCAAUCUGGUGAAGGAAGCUGGCUUUCCUCCAGGCGUCGUGAAUAUCUUGAACGGAUUUGGUAAAGACGCUGGUGCUGCCAUCGCGUCUCACACGGAUAUCGACAAAAUUGCAUUUACUGGAUCCACCGCGACUGGUCGACAAAUAAUGAAAAUGGCUGCCGUAAACAUGAAGAAUAUUACCUUGGAAACUGGCGGGAAAUCACCUCUUCUAGUAUUCGAAGACGCCGACAUCGAGCAAGCGGCCAAGUGGGCUCAUAUUGGCAUCAUGUCGAACAUGGGUCAGAUUUGUACGGCUACUUCCCGUAUUCUGGUGCAUGAUUCGAUCCAUGAUAAGUUUGUCAAACAGUUUAAAGAGAUUGUUGCGUCAACUAGCAAGGUGGGCGACCCGUUUGCCGACGACACUUUCCAAGGCCCCCAGGUUACGAAGGCGCAGUACGACAGGGUCCUUUCGUACAUCGAAGCCGGCAAAUCAGAAGGUGCCAAAUUGGAAGCAGGCGGCGUACCACACAAGAAUGUCGGCAGCGGCAAGGGGUUUUUCAUAGAACCCACCAUUUUCACUGGUGUGAGCGAUAACAUGAAGAUCUACCGGGAGGAGGUGUUUGGGCCAUUCGUCGUUAUCGCCAGUUUUAGCACUGAGGACGAAGCAGUGUCCAAGGCGAACGACACAACAUAUGGCUUGGGUGCCGCAGUAUUCACGCGAGACAUCGAGCGCGCUCACCGCGUGGCGUCGGAAAUCGAAGCAGGUAUGGUCUGGAUCAACAGCAGUAAUGAUAGUGAUUUCCGGGUUCCAUUUGGCGGCGUCAAGCAGAGUGGAAUCGGAAGGGAACUUGGCGAGGCUGGAUUGGACGCCUACUGCCAGACGAAGGCCGUGCAUGUGAAUUUGGGCACCAAGCUGUAA
Ophidiomyces ophidiicola is the source of this 1509-nucleotide messenger RNA. RefSeq names its product mitochondrial aldehyde dehydrogenase (gene ALD2). The record is from RefSeq and is a predicted model, not a curated record. Gene Ontology annotation, molecular function: oxidoreductase activity, acting on the aldehyde or oxo group of donors, NAD or NADP as acceptor. NCBI's taxonomy places the organism in Eukaryota, Fungi, Ascomycota, Eurotiomycetes, Onygenales, Onygenaceae. Bases 1 to 1509 code for a protein of 502 amino acids. The transcript is spliced from 3 exons.